Molecule: messenger RNA, 193 nt
Organism: Sphaeroforma arctica JP610
Lineage: Eukaryota; Ichthyosporea; Ichthyophonida
Exons: 1
Biological process (GO): double-strand break repair via synthesis-dependent strand annealing; interstrand cross-link repair; replication fork reversal
Molecular function (GO): four-way junction DNA binding; 3'-5' DNA helicase activity; four-way junction helicase activity
Source: RefSeq, a predicted model, not a curated record
AGGUCGAUGAGAGGCAGCUGCCACAGUUCGACCGCACGACCAACGGCGACUGGUACUACCCCACCAACUACCCUGUGCGCGACUAUCAGUACACCAUGGUACAAGUGGCUCUGCUGCAGAACACGCUGGUCUCACUCCCCACAGGCCUGGGCAAGACCUUCAUAGCCGCAGUGCUUAUGUACAACUACUACAG